AUGGCUUUUCAGAGAGGGCUGAGAGGCUGGAAGCUAUGUGCUAUUGUUACUGGCAUUCUCCUCAUCAUCAUCGUGGUAGUUUUGGUUGUUUUAUUCCUCACGGUUUUGAAGCUCAAAGAACCUGACGUUGUGGCGAGGCCGAUUAACCUCGAAAGCUAUGACGUGGUGUUCUUUCCGGCGAUAAGGUUUAAUGUAUCCGUUGGACUUUUGAUCACAGUGAAAAAUCGAAAUUACGGAAGCUUCAAGUAUGGCAAUAGCACAGCUCAUAUCUUCUAUCGUGGCAAACUCAUCGCUGAGGCUCGGUUCAAAGAUGGUACGAUUCCAUCUCAUAAGAAGUUUAACAUAAGAACUUCUAUGGAUAUAUUAGCAGACAGAUUACUACUUGAUUCAGACUUCCUCAAAGAUUUGACGAUAGUUGGAGUUGUGAAUUUUACUUCACACACCGUAGUCCAUGGGAAGGGGAGUCUGUUGCACAUCUUUCAUAAGAAGGGUCAUAGUUAUACCGAUUGUAACAUCUCUAUCGUUGUUGGAUCCCAAAGUCUUGAUUCUGCUUGCACAACCGUGUUCAAGUUAGGGUAA
Argentina anserina (silverweed cinquefoil) is the source of this 579-nucleotide messenger RNA. RefSeq lists its product as uncharacterized. NCBI's taxonomy places the organism in Eukaryota, Viridiplantae, Streptophyta, Magnoliopsida, Rosales, Rosaceae. The transcript has a single exon. The coding region runs from base 1 to 579 and encodes 192 amino acids. The record is from RefSeq and is a predicted model, not a curated record.